GUUUACCUUACGGUAAAGCCCAUCGUGUUUAAUGAUAUUUACAUACGAUUCUCUUUGUAUUAAUUCCAUACCCUUAUAGUUGGGUAUUUGAUCAUGUACUUAUGAAUCUAAAUGUGAAACUGAGUCAAAUCCAAACAAAAUCAUGGCAGCCGAGAUUCUUUACUCUAAAAUAUUGACAUAGCUUAAAUUUGUUUAGAGAACCAUCGAUCGAGGGGGGAAAAAGAGCGAGAGAAAAAAGUGAAAUCGCCAAGAGGAAAGCGAGGAUAUAUUGGCUUCACGCUAAUGACAUUAUAUUAUAACGAUAAUGGAAAGUUCUCUUGCUUGGACACGGGGAGAAGAUUCCGUAGAUCUGUAAGGAGGAAAAAAGGCUGAUGUCAGGAAUAAAUUCACACAGCCAGAAACAGACACAAUCAAAGUUUACAGAUUGGUCCAGAUUCAACAGGUACACAGAUAUGACAAUUGACAAGAUUUCGUCAUCCAGGUAGAUGGAUCUACGGAAUCGAAGUGUUACCUAGCAACGUUUUAGCAUGUUUCACAGCAUCUUUUCAAGAUACUACUUGAUUUAACCAGAUAACCAAUCAGAGACCUUGUUGUAUCUGAAAACGGAGAAAUCUCACCAUGCCUUUACCAAACAAUACUAGCACUACGAGCAGCAAAAGCGGAUCGCUGCUAAGCCGUGUAGGAAUUAAUAAACUUCCUGGAGGGUCAAAAGGACCCGCUCCCCUUCCUCUGUCUAGUCCCCCCACUGGGAAAAAAAUGGGGAACGGGGCUAGUGCUUCUAGCAUCAAUGUGGACGGAGAAAACAUAGAUAUUAUCAAACUUAAGACAUUGGUACCCGAACUUAAGAAAGAACUCAAAAUCAGAGAUGCCAAGUUACAACGUUAUGAAGCGGAACUUCUCGAAAAAUCAAAACUGUUGGAGGAUAAGUGUAUGGAAAUUGCCAAACUCCGUGCUGAAGUCGAUAAAUUACAAUCAGUGUUACAUAUUAAAGUUCAUAAAAAUGCAGGCACGGGAGGAAAAUUCGACUUUCUGGCCACUAUUCAGGAGGAUUCACAAAUGGCAGGUGCCCAGCAGGAGUUACGACAUAAAAAGCAGGGAGUGUCGGCAGAAAGUCCUAUGACCCAACAGAAUGGCGUGGCAGUGGAGAUCAAACAUAUAGAAAAAGAUUUCAGAUCAAAGCAGCUGAUCAAAGAUGCAAUUCUAGGCAACGACUUCUUAAAAAAUCUGGACUCUACACAGGUCCGUGAGAUCGUGGACUGUAUGUACGAGAAACGAAUCAAACAGGGGAACUAUAUCAUCCGGGAGGGAGACGCCGGACAACACGUUUAUGUCUCGGCAGAAGGUGAAUUUGAAGUCCUGAAAAACAACAAAGUUCUGGGGAAAAUGGCAGCCGGCAAAGCUUUUGGAGAAUUGGCCAUUUUGUACAACUGCACCAGAACAGCUUCCGUAAAAGCCCUGACCGAUGUCUGUGUGUGGGUUCUGGAUCGCCGGGUCUUCCAGACCAUUAUGAUGAAGACUGGGCUACAACGACAAGAGGAAAACAUUCGAUUCCUCAGAAGUGUACCAUUACUAAAGAACUUACCAACGGAAAAACUUGCAAGAAUAGCUGAUUGUCUUGAAGUGGACUUUUUCCCAGAAAAUGAUUACAUCAUUCGGGAAGGAGAAACCGGGGACUCAUUCUUUAUCAUUAACAAGGGCGAGGUCAAGGUCACUCAAAAAGUCACUGGAGUGGAAACUCCAAUGGAAAUAAGGAGACUAACAAGGGGAGACUACUUUGGAGAGAAAUCGCUCCUUAGUGAAGACAGAAGAACUGCUAACGUGAUUGCAUUACCACCAGGAGUAGAAUGUCUGACCGUGGACAGAGAUCAUUUCAAUGCUCUGAUUGGUGAUCUGAAUGAACUACGUGAAAAAGACUAUGGCGACGAAGCACGGGGAGCGCAAAGAACAAGCGGUAGUAACGGUUCUGAUGUUCUGUUGUCCCCAGUACGGGACAAACCGGACAAAGAAUUCCAAAAUAUUCAGCUCAAGGACCUCGAAAUCAUCGCAACUCUUGGAAUGGGAGGUUUUGGCCGCGUAGAACUUACUCAGCUAUCACAUUCUCGAUCAAAGACAUUUGCAUUAAAGUGCCUUAAGAAGAAACAUAUAGUAGACACGCAGCAGCAAGAACACAUUUACUCUGAGAAGAAAAUAAUGAUGGAAUCUAGAUCUCAAUUUAUUGCAAGAUUAUACAAAACAUUUAAAGAUAAGAAAUACGUUUAUAUGUUGAUGGAGGCGUGUUUGGGUGGGGAAUUGUGGACGAUUCUCAGGGACAGGGGCAGUUUUGAUGACAUCACUGCAAGGUUCUGUGUGGCAUGUGUUCUUGAGGCAUUUAAGUACCUCCACGACAGGGGAAUUAUUUACAGGGAUUUAAAACCUGAAAAUCUUCUUCUGGAUCAACACGGAUACGUUAAACUUGUGGACUUUGGCUUUGCCAAAAAGAUCGGUCAUGGUCGGAAGACGUGGACAUUCUGUGGUACUCCUGAGUACGUGGCCCCUGAGAUUAUCCUAAACAAGGGUCACGACAGAGCAGCAGACUACUGGUCACUCGGAAUCCUCAUGUUCGAGCUCCUAACGGGCAGUCCGCCAUUCUCUGGAUCUGAUCCAAUGAAAACAUACAACAUUAUCCUGAAGGGCAUAGAUGUGAUAGAGUUCCCACGACGAAUAGGGAAAAAUGCAGCCUCCCUCAUCAAGAAAUUGUGCAGGGACAACCCGGCAGAAAGAUUGGGUUACGGGAAGAACGGAAUAGUUGAUAUCAGAAAAAAUAAGUGGUUCCAAGGUUUUGACUGGGAUGGCAUGCUUCAGAGAAAACUCAUUCCUCCAAUCAUUCCACAGGUUAAAGGACCAGGGGACUAUAGCAACUUUGACAGCUAUCCAAAAAGUACAGAGGUACCUCCUGAUGAAACUUCUGGAUGGGAUUUUGAUUUCUGAAAUUGCUUUGAGUGAACACUACACGCACACUUGUAAGCUUACUGUGUUUGGAGUUGAUUAUCCUAAAACAAGGACAUCUUUGAGAAGAAAUUAACAGUGCUUAGCGUCAAAGAAGAGAAAACUCCAAUUUACAACUGUUUUUAUGACAAUGUGUCGUUUUCGUUGUGUUAUAUAUUAUUAUUUGGGAUUAACCUGGUGCUAUAUUGCUGACGUCAUUGGAAAUUGUGCAAAAUUUGAUGACAUCAUCGAGGAAGGAAUGAUUUAUUGUGUUAUUAAUAUCAAUUUUUCUGUGAUAUUGCCGUCUUGGAUAUUCUGUCAUUUGGAUGACAUUAAACAACAUGGAUCAUUUUCAUCAUUACAUGAAAAAAUACUCCCAUUGGUGUAGUUCAUUAAUAUUAAAUGGAAAAAGAAUCGGAUUAUUAUAUCCAAACCACACUUUAUUUACAGUUUCUUUCUAAAAACGUAAUUUAAUGAUUGCUUUGUUUGAUCUAGGUUUUGUUGGGUAAAACAGAGCUUUUUGUUCAUGUAUUUAAUCAUCUCACUGGUCAGCUGCUUGUCUUGACGACUUUGGCCGCGAGAGAUCUGCUCAAGAUAUUUCUAGUGAAAUCAAAUACCUGUUAUUGUUGAUAUAAGGACCCUGUUGCAUAUUUGUCUUCCAUUUUAUAUAGAGUUUAUAGAACGACAGUAGAGUCAAGUUUGCCGCAUCGUCUUUGGUGUGGUUUCGUCGUACAUGUAUGUUUUUUGGUCUUAUUUUAAUGUUGCUCGAUUGUAUAUUCGGAGUAUUUUAUAAAUAAAGAAGAAAAAGAUGAACAGUGCAACACA
Molecule: messenger RNA, 3789 nt
Organism: Saccostrea cuccullata (small rock oyster)
Lineage: Eukaryota; Metazoa; Mollusca; Bivalvia; Ostreida; Ostreidae
Product: cGMP-dependent protein kinase 1-like
Exons: 18
Coding region: 619-2967 (782 amino acids)
Biological process (GO): protein phosphorylation
Molecular function (GO): cGMP-dependent protein kinase activity; ATP binding
Source: RefSeq, a predicted model, not a curated record